This is a messenger RNA of Microthlaspi erraticum, 1245 nucleotides long. NCBI's taxonomy places the organism in Eukaryota, Viridiplantae, Streptophyta, Magnoliopsida, Brassicales, Brassicaceae. The record is from the annotation of a GenBank genome assembly.
AUGUAUCAAUCCAUGAACCUAUCAUUUUCUUCUAAUCUUAAUCACCGAUCCCUCCUCAAACCACGAUCAUGCCCCGGAAUCUCCGCCAGAGCUCGCAGAUCCCUCCAUUUCAAUCCUUCCUGCCUCUCCUCCGACCCAAAAUCCGACGAUUCGCCUCCGGUUAACCUCUCCUCAAAGCUCAUUUCGCUUCUCAAAGCUGUCCCGAACUGGUCGGACGGGAUCAAAGAGAGACGGAUGCAGCAGAAACGAUCUCUCUACACUCACGAGAAUUGGGUCAGACACAGAAGCUCACUACGCCAUCUUCGUCACGUAUCCUCGAGCGCGUCGUCACGCGUUAUAUUGUCCUUGAUUCCCCCUGUUUUCUUCUUCACCACCGUCGCGAUCCUGAUCGCUUGCUAUAACUCCGCCGUGGAUAUGGACUGGUUGCCUAGUUUGUUCCCCGUCCUCCGAGCUUCUUCUCUUCCGUAUCAGCUUACGGCUCCUGCUUUAGCUCUGCUUCUGGUUUUCCGCACAGAGGCUUCUUAUUCAAGGUUUGAAGAAGGAAGGAAGGCAUGGGUUAAGAUUAUCACCGGAACCAAUGAUUUAGCUAGGCAAGUCAUUUCUUCCGUCCAUGGCUCCGGUGAUGAAUUGGUAAUCAGAGAUACGCUCUUGCGUUACAUUGCUGCUUUCCCUGUGGCGCUUAAGUGUCAUGUGAUGUAUGGUUCAGAUAUCGCUGGUGAUCUGCAAAAUGUGAUAGAAGCAGAUGAUCUGUCUUUCAUCCUUGGAUCAAAGCAUCGUCCACGUUGUGUCCUCCAAUUCAUCUCUGAAAGCAUUCAGCUGCUGAAACUGGACAAUUCAAAGAUACAAAUGCUGGAAUCAAAGAUGCUGCAACUGCAAGAAGGAAUUGGGGUAUGUGAACAACUAAUGGGGAUCCCGAUUCCGCUUUCUUACACACGAUUAACGUCGAGGUUCUUAGUCUUAUGGCAUCUUACACUUCCUGUUAUUCUCUGGGAUGAUUGCCACUGGAAUGUUGUUCCUGCUACUUUCAUAAGUGCUGCAUCUCUCUUCUGCAUCGAAGAAGUUGGUGUUCUUAUAGAGGAGCCAUUUUCUAUGCUUGCCUUAGACGAGCUGUGUGAUAUGGUGCUCAGUAACAUUGAUGAAGCUGUUGAAUCUCAGAAGGUCAUACGUAGACGGAUUACUGCAAAGAAAAGGCUCGAUGGAAUUAAUCGUCCAUCAAAUGGUUGGCUUAAAUCUUCAAGUAAAUGA